GUUACAGUAAAGCUUAGGUUUUGAAAAAAGUCAAGAUCUCAGCAUUUAGCAACAGAAAAUAUUUGUGCUGAAAGUCCCAAGAAUUAGGAGUUGCUGUUGUUGACCUUUACAGUAAAAAUAUUUCUGUCUUCUUCCUCUUUUAUGUAUCUGAAGGUAACAGAACGUUGGCUGGAAUAGAAAAUAUCUUAAGCCUGUUAUCUCUUCAAUUAAAAGUCUCUAUUAAUAUGACCUGGCUGUGCAGCUAUUUGUAAAUAUAACUGUCUGGUCUUUUCCUGCAUAGCAUAAGCUAAUAGGUAUGUUACUUAGAUGGGGAUUUACUCAAAGAAAUGCUAGUCUUUAUUCUUUUCUUUAUAUUUUAGAUGAGCCCUCACAUAUUAAGAUAACCUCUACUGAAUGCAUACUGUGGGCUAGAUGCUUUGUAUGCAUUAUGUCAUUUAAUCCUUACAGGAGGAUAAUGUUAUAGCCAUUGUAUAAGUGUGGGGACUAAGAGAGCUAAGUAAAUUACCCAAGGCCACACAGCUAGUGGUAAGUGAUAAAGCUGGGAUUCAAACCCAGAUAGCAGGCUUUGAGCCUAAGUUCUUAACCACUAUCCCCAUGUGGUAUAAUGAUUACUUGAGUCAAUUCCAAUAGCUUCCUAAAGGGAGUUAAACUCCACCUAGUGUACCAGGAUUCGUCUUGCCCCUUUUUAUCCCAUAUUGUAUAUUUGUACCAUGUGCAGCUUUCCUACACUCACCACACAGCACCACCAUGGGUGUGCGUGUCCGUCUCCCCCACCCCUCGUGGCCAUUCUCAGUCUGUUCUGUGGUCCAGUGGCUCUGCAGUCAGGUACAAGCCAGUCUACUUUCUGAAGAAAUUUAGCUAAUGCUGUAAAUCCUUUGAGUGAAUGUGUUUAAAUAAGUCUCCCAAUGUCAAGCCUGCAUAAAUAUAUUUCUCUAUUUGCAUUAUGAGGAGAGGAUAGCUUUUAAAUUUAGAACGUUAAACCAGCAAAUUGUUAGUAUAUUGCUCCUGGGCCUAAAGGGGCAUUUGAUUUAGCUGGGGUGGGAGUUAGGAAGAGAGUCGGACAUAAUCAUCUACCUGUGGUGAUUACAUAGAUUUAAGCGUGUCCCAGAGACCCAACCAGACAUGCUGUAGGAGUGUAUUCAUUCAACAGAUACUUAAUUUACAAAGCGUUUACCCAGGGCCCCACGUUCACGGGCAGCAGGAGAUGGCAGGUUACCCUGAUGGACACAGCCCUUCUCUGUGUCCUUCUAAUGGAGCUCAGACGAGAGUGAUUGUAUAUGUCGAUUUUGUUUGUUGCAUUUUCCAAUGUUUGUUAAAAUUUCAAGCAUAGAAGAGUUAAACGAAUUUCAUAGUGAAUAAUCAUAUACCCACCUUCUAGAUUUUACCAUUCCCAUUUUACUGCUCUUGCUUUCUCUCAUAUUUGCCCAUUCCUCCAUCUCCUGUGCCUGUCUGUAUCAUCCACUUUCAGAACUCAGACACUGUUAUUUUAAGGGUACUCAUAGUGUCACAUGCUAAAAAUUCUUUUUUCUUUCUCUUUUUUUUUUUUUUUUUUUUUUGAGACAGAGUCUCACUCUGUCACCCAGGCUGGAGUGUAGUGGUGUGAACUCGGCUCACUGCAACCUCCGCCUUCCAGGUUCAAGCGAUUCUCCUGCUUCAGCCUCCCAAGUAGCUGGGAUUAUAGGCUCCUGCCACCACACCCGGCUUUUUGUAUUUUUAAUAGAGAUGGGGUUUCACCAUGUUGGCUAGGCUGGUCUCAAACUCCUGACCUCAAGUGAUCCUCCUGCCUCAGCCUCCCAAAAUGUUGGGAUUACAAGUGUGAACCGCUGCGCCUGGCCAAAAAUCAUUUUUUCUGUAGUCACAUGCUGAAAAUCACUUAUUCUGUGAUCGACCACAACAAGUUAAUUUUUUCAAAAAGACUCAAUUUAGUCUUUUUAUACAUAAGGCAAAGUCUUAGUAUACAUAGUCUUAGUAUACAUAAGGCAAAUCUGAUUUCCUCCUUUUGGUGAUCAUGUCAUGAAGGUUAGAGGUCUGACAAAGAGUAAGAUAUAUUUCAUACAAAUGAUCAAGAACAUCACAUUUAAAAUAUUUGAGUCCUUGCCACUUUAUGCAAGGCAUUUGGAGAAUCUUUUGGGGGAAACAUUCUCCGGGUAAGACAGAGCUGUCCCCGUGAUUCACUGGUGGGACUGACCAUCUGAUUUGCAAAUAAUGAAGAAAGUGAAAGGAGGCGGCUGGAUGUCAGCCAGCAGGCUGUGGGAAGGCCAGAGCCCUUCUGAUGGGGUAGGGCUUUGCUAAAUUGAGGAAGAUGAGGUGUGCAGAUAAGAGUACAGUAUAGUGUGAGGAACAGCAGAGAUGUAGAAAAGUUUGGGGAAAUGUGUGAAGUUUGAAGCUUCAGAGUGAAGGUUAGUGGCAGGUAGGGAGAAUGGGGAAUGCAGCACGAGGCAAAGUUGAGACCUGUGCUGAAGAAACUCCUGAUUGAGCCACAGGAAGCUUGGAGGUGACUCUAGGGGCAGUGAGUGCUAAUGAAGGGAUUUUAAUUACCCAUGAUGGACAGUUAAGAGCUUUGCAAAAUAAGGAGUGGGAAGAGAAAGAGGAUGAAGAUGCUGCUCAGUAGAAAGGAAGAGGAGGGAAAGGUGGAAGGAAAGGACAGAGAGGCGCCACAGGAUGGAAACCUCAGCCCAGGAGCUGAAUAGGUUUUACCGUGACGAGGUGUCUGUAGUUAGGGAACUACCAAGGGGAUUUGGGAGUUGAGAGUGAAGAAGGCAGAGAUCGACGUAUGGGAAGGAUGGGUUCAGAGAGAAAGCCAGUGAUUGGUUACAGUUAAGAGGGGAAGGGACCUGCCAGGGCAGUAAAAGGCCAUCUGCUGAGGGACUGAGUCCGAGGGCCGUGACGGAAGCUGCAGGAAAGAUCUCCAGUUGGUAGGGUUUUGAGAAAUGUGUUAUCAGCAGGAGUUGGGUUGAAACAAGAUAAAGAGAGCGUUCCAGGAAAAAAAAAAACAAAACCAAAGAGAUAGAAACAAACAUAACCACAAAGAUUUCAUAACUUAGGUGGAGAGCUAAGAUCACAUACAUAACCAACUAGUAUGACAGUUACUACACACCUACAAAUUAUUGACCAAGUGAUUUUCAAAGAACAAUUAUUUGUUUUUGCCCUAAUUAAAUGGAUUUUAAUUUUUUGAGGACACUUGCUAUGAAUAGUUCACCUCCAGGUUUUUCCUCCAUCUUGAUGAAAAUCCUUCCUGGCCAGUUUGCUAAGACUGAACUGUCUUCUGGAAGGCCCCAGCGAACAUUCACUCUCCUGUUCUAGCUCACAGUCCUGUGUUCCUUUGUGAUGUACCUCACUUAGCUUCUGGCAGUCUUCUGAAUCCAGACCACUCACUUCUGAACUCUAGCCCGAGGUUACACAGCGGAAGAGAGGUAGAGCUGUUAACGGAAUUCCAACUCACUAGGCUCUUGACUGUGGCCCUCCGAGCCCCUCCAUUUCACAGCCGGUCCUUGAUGGAAACCAGGCUGAGGCUGCUGUACCAAUGAUAGUCUGUCCCUAGUGUCCCAAACUUUGGUACUUUUUCAAGUUCUUAUUUGAAAAAACUUGUAACUUAGAGUUUGGAGGACACGGAAUAUAUUGCUAAAUAGGAGAAUAAAACUACAUUUCCUUAAAGAAAACUGUAGAAGGAAGGGUUUCUCUUAGCUGAAGUGUGACUGCCAGGCCCUCAGCAUGAUUGCCUUCAUUUCCAGCGUCCACUGGGGUCAUCUGAGAGUCCAUCCCGAAGCCGAAUGUCACCUUGUAAAGCUGUGUGUUUGAGAAGUCACAGUCUUGUGGAUGAAACAUCUUUCUCCUGUUGGCAGUGGCAAUGACCCCUGGUCAGCCUGGAGUGCCUCCAAAUCUGGGAACUGGGAAAGCUCAGAAGGCUGGGGGGCCCAGCCAGAGGGGGCUGGAGCCCAAAGAAACACAAACACUCCCAACAACUGGGACACUGCCUUCGGCCACCCCCAGGCCUACCAAGGACCAGCAACUGGUGAUGAUGAUGACUGGGAUGAAGACUGGGAUGGGCCCAAAUCCUCUUCCUACUUUAAGGAUUCAGAGUCAGCUGAUGCAGGCGGCGCUCAGCGAGGAAACAGUCGUGCUAGUUCCUCAUCCAUGAAAAUUCCCCUUAACAAAUUUCCUGGAUUUGCGAAACCUGGCACGGAACAGUAUUUGUUGGCCAAACAACUAGCAAAACCCAAAGAGAAAAUUCCCAUCAUUGUUGGAGAUUAUGGCCCAAUGUGGGUUUAUCCUACCUCUACUUUUGACUGUGUGGUAGCAGAUCCCAGGAAAGGCUCCAAAAUGUAUGGUCUAAAGAGCUACAUCGAAUAUCAGCUAACACCUACUAACACUAAUCGAUCUGUAAACCACAGGUAUAAGCACUUUGACUGGUUAUAUGAGCGUCUCCUGGUUAAGUUUGGGUCAGCCAUUCCAAUCCCUUCUCUUCCAGACAAACAAGUCACAGGCCGCUUUGAAGAGGAAUUUAUCAAAAUGCGCAUGGAGAGACUUCAGGCCUGGAUGACCAGGAUGUGUCGCCAUCCAGUAAUCUCAGAAAGUGAAGUUUUCCAGCAGUUCCUAAAUUUCCGAGAUGAGAAGGAAUGGAAAACUGGAAAGAGGAAGGCCGAGAGAGAUGAGCUGGCGGGAGUCAUGAUAUUUUCCACCAUGGAACCAGAGGCACCUGACUUGGACUUAGUAGAAAUAGAGCAGAAGUGCGAGGCUGUGGGGAAGUUCACCAAGGCCAUGGAUGACGGCGUGAAGGAGCUGCUGACGGUGGGGCAGGAGCACUGGAAGCGCUGCACGGGCCCAUUACCCAAGGAAUAUCAGAAGAUAGGAAAGGCCUUGCAGAGUUUGGCCACAGUGUUCAGUUCCAGUGGCUAUCAAGGUGAAACAGAUCUCAAUGAUGCAAUAACAGAAGCAGGAAAGACUUAUGAAGAAAUUGCCAGUCUCGUGGCAGAACAGCCAAAGAAAGAUCUCCAUUUCCUGAUGGAAUGUAAUCACGAGUAUAAAGGUUUUCUUGGCUGCUUCCCUGACAUCAUUGGCACUCACAAGGGAGCAAUAGAAAAAGUGAAAGAAAGUGACAAACUAGUUGCAACAAGUAAAAUCACCCUACAAGACAAACAGAACAUGGUGAAGAGAGUCAGCAUCAUGUCUUACGCGUUGCAAGCUGAGAUGAAUCACUUUCACAGUAACCGGAUCUAUGAUUACAACAGUGUCAUCCGCCUGUACCUGGAGCAGCAAGUGCAAUUUUACGAAACGAUUGCAGAAAAGCUGAGGCAGGCCCUCAGCCGCUUUCCAGUGAUGUAGGACAGAACGGGCCUUGAAGAGAAUGCCGCGUGCUUUCUCCUGACUUGGGGCAAUGCAAUUCAAAACUUUUUUUCCCCUAUUAUUCAGAAAAAAAAGGAAACAAAACCAAAAAGAAAGAGUUGCAAAAAACUGCAUUUAUUUUAUUAGCCACCCUAAAUGCGUCAGUUAUUUAGGGAUGGUCUUUUGUUCAUUUCCGCAUCCAUUAUUUAAACCAGUGGAAAUUGUCUCUAUUUUUGGAAAGUACUUAAAAGUUACCAGAAUUUUCAAUGGAAAAUGAGGGGUUUCUCCCCACUGAUAUUUUACAUAGAGUCAUAAUUUAUAUGUCUUAUAAAUUAUAAGUCUUAUAUAAUUUAUAAGUCUCCCACAAUCUUCCAGUUCUUACCCAGUGUCAGAUAAUUAAUUACUAAUUACUUUCUUAAAAACAUGAACUAUGCCAGAAUAAAAAAUAUCUAUGUUUGUAUAUUUUUAUAACUCCUUUCAGUCCUCUGGGGCUCCUGUCAUUGAGGGAAGUCGUUACGCCUUUCACUGCCACAGUUACAGCUCAAGUGCUUACACUUCAAGAGGGAGGACGCUGGGGGCCCCUGGGGCUGCUAGUGCCAUCGUGGUGUGUGGCAGGUGGGCCAUCCCAUGUCCCUCCAGGGGGACCCCACAGCCUGGCAGAUGAGCAGAUACCCCUGGCCACCCAUGUCCUCAGCGACAUUUCUGAUGUGCUGCUCUUAUGUGAGGACCAGUGCUUUCUCUCUUUGCACUUCCUUCCUAAUCUUGGUUAAGGCAUGUUUUAUGCCAUGAAGAAUACAUUAGAAGAAUUGAGGGACUUUGUAGAGAAUUUUGUGGCUUUGGUCCAACGGGUGAGUGGCUGUGCGGAGGCCUGUGUUCGGGAGGGCCUGGGAGAAGGAGGGCACCCAGCACCCCGGCGUCUCUGGCCCUUUCUUAUUCUUUGGCUCCUCAUCCACCGUGAUGAGAAGCGCUGCUGUGGCCACGGCACACUGCUUGGCUUGGGUGGCGGGUUCAUGGCCAGUUGGUGUCAUCAGCAAAGAGAAAAAGCACAGGUUAGCUCCCCAUUAGAUGGAAAAGUGUAGGGACUGAGAAGGGCUGCAGCCUCAGCAGUGUACAGAGUCCCCGGCGCUCUGAGGUUGGAGAGAAAGAACAGACCAGCGCCCUUCCCGACUACAUCCGAAACUUCACACAGGGUGUUUCUGAGCACCAGCACUUCCAGCGCUUCACUUAACGGCAUAAAGCAAAACAGGACCUUGGCACACCGUCAGCUCGAACUCAACACUGGCAGCCACCGUCUCACCCCUGCGGAGGAGCGCUCCCGUCUCCCACAGGUGCCUUACCGCGUUCCCUCCCGCUGCUUUCAUUUUUCUGACCUAAUAAUUACGGGAAAUGGAAAGUCUGGGCCAGCAUCAAUAAAAUGACACCAAAAAUAAGUAGAUGAAAUCAAAUGAAUAUGAGAACAUCUUGUUCUUCAAUAUCACGGGUUUUUGUUAAUGUUUCAUAAGUAAUUCUCCCCACUUGAUUUUUCUUCUAUAAAAUCCCAUAGAACAAUGUUUAUGCUAUAGCCAUUUAAUAUAUGUACAAAUUGUAAAGAAUAUGUAUAAAUGUUUUACACGAAUGUAAGAGCAUGUAGAAGCCAACAUAUAAAUAAAUUGUUUAAAAAAACUGUACAGUAAAUUCUCAAAGCACUUUUUCAAAACACUUUUUGGACUUUGUGUGUGAUUUUUGUUGUUGUUGUUAAGUACUUUUUAUUCCAGCUGCUGAAAAUGGUCCAGGUAAUGAAUUCUUCCCCAAAUCCUAUUUCUUCUGACAUGAAUUCAUCAUUUCAGUUCCGUAGGUCAGUGUUGCGGUCCGGGAAGCGUAUCAUAACCACCUGGGAGUUGCCAAGAAGCAGACAGUCUCCCAGUGUCUGACUCUCGGAUAUUUGGAUUUGACUGGUGUGAGGCAAAGUGAAAAAGGGAUGGGGGAAAUGGAGAUGGCACGGGCUCCUCAGAGCGUGGUAGCCGACUGUGAGGAAAAGCAGAGGGAAUGUGAAAGAAAAUAAGAGAAUCCACGGGAUUUGAUGCCUGGAAGAUUCUCCUUCAAGUGGCAACAUGGCAUAUAUAUCCUUCUCCGGGGAGUCACAUGCACCAUUUGGUUCUUAGAUACGUUGAUGUUUUGAUUUUUAAUGAUUUGUAUCAACCUGUAGGUACCACAGAAGAGCUGUAGUCAUACAAUCACAUAACUUUUACAAAUAUAGUGG
Molecule: messenger RNA, 7561 nt
Organism: Homo sapiens (human)
Lineage: Eukaryota; Metazoa; Chordata; Mammalia; Primates; Hominidae
Gene: SNX9
Product: sorting nexin 9
Exons: 15
Coding region: 3817-5322 (501 amino acids)
Biological process (GO): positive regulation of actin filament polymerization; intracellular protein transport; endosomal transport
Cellular component (GO): cuticular plate; cytoplasmic vesicle; presynapse
Molecular function (GO): phosphatidylinositol binding
Source: RefSeq, a predicted model, not a curated record